Molecule: messenger RNA, 2919 nt
Organism: Drosophila elegans
Lineage: Eukaryota; Metazoa; Arthropoda; Insecta; Diptera; Drosophilidae
Gene: dyl
Exons: 3
Coding region: 542-2374 (610 amino acids)
Source: RefSeq, a predicted model, not a curated record
GGGCCGCAUUUUCAUUUCAACUUUGUGUGCGACGAGUUGUGUCUCCAGUCGCGUGUCCUGUUAGCAGCCACCUCCGCGUCCGCAGCGCGUCCCUCUUCGUUCCGUUCGCCCGCAGUGUUCGCAUCGAAGAUCUAUAUAAAAUUGGAAUAUAUUUUAAGAAUUUCGACUUAAAAAUACAAAAAAAAAAAACAAGCUUCAAAAACAAGCGAGCAACUCGAGACUUGCUCUUGGUUCAAUUUGUGCAUCGAAUAGAUCCAAAUCCUCGAAUCCAGUGGAACACGAAUAAAACCCCAACGUGAUCCACCGCUGUGCCAUUGACUCCAGCUAAAAGGGAUUAACUAAGGCCCAAAGCAAAGGAUUUUAACAACCUGAAGACACCACACAAAAAUAGAAAAAUAGAGAAUAGCAGCAGCAGCAGCAGCAAAAGCAGCCGCAGCAGAGAAGAAAGCCGAAGAAGUGAGGCCGAGUAGCGAAAUCCAAAAAUCCACAUUUUUGGAAUUUCAAUUUCAAGCCAAAACAGAACUCACAGAACCAGAUCAAAAUGGGACACCUGACGCGAAGCAGCAGCCUAAUGGCCAUAGUCCUAUGCCUGGUACUCAACACAAAGCACCUGUCGGUUCAUGGCGACGCCUCGCACAUUGAGUCCGCCGCCCUGCCCCUCGAACACAGGGCCGGCUACGGUCCGCCGGCGCCCAUUUACGGAGCGCCCCAGGGACCGCUGAGCACCGGGGCCACCAACGAUGUGUCGGAGGAGGCCUGGCCGCUGGCCAGCACCAACGACAGUCCGCAGAUCAAGCACCUGCAGGUGCAGUGCGAGAAGACGCACAUGCGGGUGAACAUCGAGUUCGACCGACCCUUCUACGGCAUGAUCUUCUCCAAGGGAUUCUACAGCGAUCCGCACUGUGUGCACUUGAAGCCGGGCACUGGCCACCUGAGCGCCACCUUCGAGAUCUUCCUGAAUAGCUGCGGCAUGACCAGCUCGGCCAAUCACAAUGCGGCUGGCUAUGGAGCGCCCACGCCAUCGGGCAGCUAUGUGGAGAACACCAUCAUCAUCCAGUACGAUCCGUAUGUGCAGGAGGUGUGGGAUCAGGCCCGCAAAUUGCGCUGCACCUGGUACGAUUUCUACGAGAAGGCGGUGACCUUCAGACCCUUCCAGGUGGACAUGUUGCAUGCGGUGACGGCCAAUUUCCUGGGCGACAAUCUCCAGUGCUGGAUGCAGAUCCAGGUGGGCAAGGGUCCCUGGGCCUCCGAAGUCUCCGGAAUUGUGAAGAUCGGACAGACCAUGACCAUGGUGCUGGCCAUCAAGGACGAUGAGAACAAGUUCGACAUGCUGGUCCGCAAUUGUGUGGCCCAUGAUGGCAAGCGCGCUCCCAUCCAGUUGGUGGACCAGAAUGGCUGCGUUGUCAGGCCCAAGAUAAUGAGUAAAUUCCAGAAGAUCAAGAACUUCGGACCCUCCGCCUCCGUGGUCAGCUUCGCCUACUUCCAGGCCUUCAAGUUCCCCGACUCGAUGAACGUGCACUUCCAGUGUGUCAUCCAGGUGUGCCGCUACAACUGCCCCGAGCCCAAGUGCGGUCCUGGCCUGCCGGGUGGUGAGUACGGUCUGCCCCAGAUUGGCGCCAACGGUCUGUCCGAGGAGUACGGUCCGCCGGAGGCCUACGAACGCAAUGACUUUGCCUUGGGCGGUCCCGGAGUUCUGCCCCCGGCUGCCUACCCUGAUCCACGUCACCCGGCCAACGAUGCCACUGGAGCGUAUUCGGAGAAUCAGCCCGAUGUGGUGCCCUCACCUCAGGCUCAGACGUCGGCGGCAGUGCCCACUGCUGAUUCGGGAUCGGUAUCGGGACCGGCCAGCUCCCCGCAGCCCCAGCAGCCCACGGGCAGCAAUGAACUGGGUCUGCCACCGCCACCACUGCCCGGUCAGAGUGGUCAGUACAGCACGGUGAAGCGCAAGGAUGACCUGAGUGCCGGUGGCAAUCUGGUUUCCCUGGGAGGACGGCCGCGAUCCGUCGAGGGAUUGGACGAUCUGCGUGGCGUGCGCAGGCGCAGGGACACCAUGGACAUUGUGAUGAAGCCGCAGAGGAUCUACAAGAGGAAUGCGCAGGAGAUGACCGAUGUGAACACCAGCAGGAUCAUCCAGGUGGUGGCUCCCGGCGACGUGAACUUUGCGCUGAACAGCAAUGCCAGCAACGAGACGGUGGUGAUCCAGUCCGCCCGCUCGGCGGAUGCGGAGACCAUCUGCAUGUCGGUGCCCAGCUUUGUGGGAGGAUUGGUCAUGCUGCUCCUCGUCCUGGCCGUCGCCUCUCUAGUCGCCGCCUUCCUCUUCGUCCGCGUGCGUCACUUCGAUCGCAAGGGUGCGGGCAUGGCCUAUGUGAACUAAGGAUCUGAAGGACCAAAAAUCCCGAGGAUCCACAAUUCAUCACCAGCGACGACGACGAUCAUCGGCGUGAACAGAAAACCAAAUCAGUUUUAUGUGCACUUCAGACAGACACUACUCAUCCAUCUAUAUAGGCACCCCCUAUCCUGUAGCCAUCCAAUCACUUCACUAUUUAUUCUUCGGUUAUUUAUUGAGACCCAACCACUUUUCCUCCUCCUCCAACACCACGCCCUAUCUUCUAUAUGUUUCCCUAGUUUUAGACGAAGCGAAAUUGAAUUGUCAGACUUGUUAAGUUUCAGUUAUACCUACAAAGGAUUUAAGGCCUCCAUCUGAUUGGACAGCUUCAGAUUCAGAUACAGAUAAAGCCUUGAAUGUUACAAUAUGCAAGUUUAUAUCGAAAACGAAAAUCAAACGAAGUAAAGUAGCGGCAAGCAUGGAAAAGCAGAAAAUCGUUUACAAUAAGUUAAUAUAGCAAAUGUAUAUAUUAAAUUAUUUAUUUAUUACUUUAUUUGAUAGCUGCGAAAUAAUAAAAAGUUUACUUUUAUUAA